This is a messenger RNA of Dimorphilus gyrociliatus, 841 nucleotides long. The record is from the annotation of a GenBank genome assembly. NCBI's taxonomy places the organism in Eukaryota, Metazoa, Annelida, Polychaeta, Dinophilidae.
AAUGGAUUCCAGCUAUACAACCACAUCGCAUCAGCCAAUAUAUAAUCUUCAGAACUUCUCACAAACAAAAAUUGACAUGGCCUCAAAAUUAUGCCAAGCCAAUGAGGUUGAUGAUGAUGACAAAAUAAAAUGUAUCUAUGAUGUAAUACUUACAAAUGAUCCAACAAUAGCCAAGCAAGGUGUUCUGACUUCUAAACAAUGCAAAAAUCAGUGUUAUAAUAGGGGUGUUUGCCAAGAAAAAGGAUGUAUUUGCAUUGAUGGUUGGUCAGGAGAAUAUUGUGAAAUUGGUGUUUGUGGGGAAUGUAUUAAUGGAAAUUGCUCUGGUGGAUUUUGUUCUUGUUUUAAAGGUUUUGAAGGAUCAACUUGUGAGAUUGAAGCAUUUUGCAAAAAUAAUUGCUCAUCAAGAGGAGUGUGCGUGAAAACUGGAAUUUGUGAAUGUGAAGAAGGAUGGACAUCAAACAAUUGUUCAGAAAAGGCAAUUUGUUCAAGAGGAUGUUCCCAAAAUGGUGUGUGCAUUGACCAUAAUAAAUGUAAAUGCAACAUGGGAUAUACAGGAGACAUUUGUUCAUUGUUUAGUUGUGAAAAUUUAAAUUAUUGUUCAAAUCAUGGAUCUUGUAUAGGUUUUGACAUUUGUUUCUGCAAGGAAGGUUGGCAAGAAGAGUCUUGCUCUAUACCAAUUUGCAAAAAUCAAUGUUCUUUAAAUGGAGAAUGUAUAAAUCCUGACCAAUGUAUUUGUAUUGAUGGAUUUGAAGGUGAAUUAUGUGAUUCAAUGAUAAAUUGUCCUCAUUUGGACAAUUGUAGUGAUCAUGGAAUAUGUAAAACAAAAAGAGUGUAUUUGUGA